Molecule: messenger RNA, 1330 nt
Organism: Orcinus orca (killer whale)
Lineage: Eukaryota; Metazoa; Chordata; Mammalia; Artiodactyla; Delphinidae
Gene: RNF5
Product: ring finger protein 5
Exons: 6
Coding region: 315-857 (180 amino acids)
Biological process (GO): ubiquitin-dependent protein catabolic process
Cellular component (GO): endoplasmic reticulum
Molecular function (GO): ubiquitin protein ligase activity; ubiquitin-like protein conjugating enzyme binding
Source: RefSeq, a predicted model, not a curated record
GCCCUCCCUGGCCGGGGCGACAGGACGUAUGGAAUAUUUACCAAUCCCAUGGCAUUGCAAACUGACCGUGACUGUUUUAGCCAAUAGUCAUCGUGCAAGGGCGGGACCGCGUAAACCUCUUUCCUCCCCCGCCCUUUGGACCAGUCCUUUCUUUCGAUUCUGUAUGAUUGGCAGGCACUGAGACCAAUAGUGAUUAGAAAACCUUGAAGCCUGCCAAAAGAUCGUGGGCAGGAGGCGGUUUCUCGUUUGUUGCGGCGUCUGUAUGUGUGUUUCGGGGGAUUAAGGGGGACGCGGGGGGCAAAACAGUACCGGCCAUGGCAGCAGCGGAGGAGGAGGACGGGGGCCCCGAAGGGCCAAACCGCGAGCGGGGCGGGGCGGGCGCGACCUUCGAAUGUAAUAUAUGUCUGGAGACUGCUCGGGAAGCUGUGGUCAGUGUGUGUGGCCACCUGUACUGUUGGCCCUGUCUCCAUCAGUGGCUGGAGGCACGGCCAGAGCGGCAAGAGUGCCCAGUGUGUAAAGCUGGGAUCAGCAGAGAAAAGGUUGUCCCCCUUUAUGGGCGAGGGAGCCAGAAGCCCCGGGAUCCCAGAUUGAAAACCCCACCCCGCCCCCAGGGCCAGCGACCCGCUCCAGAGAGCAGAGGGGGAUUCCAGCCAUUUGGCGAUACUGGGGGCUUUCACUUCUCAUUUGGUGUUGGCGCUUUUCCCUUUGGCUUUUUCACCACCGUCUUCAAUACCCACGAGCCAUUCCGUCGGGGUACAGGUGUGGAUCUAGGACAGGGUCACCCGGCCUCCAGCUGGCAGGACUCCCUCUUCCUGUUUCUCGCCGUCUUCUUCUUUUUCUGGCUGCUCAGUAUUUGAGCUGUGUCUCCUUCCUGCCCACCUCCAGCCAGAGGAAAAUCAGUAUUGGGGGUCCCUGCUGACCCUUCCUUACUCCCGGACCCUCCCCUGUAAGCCCUCCAUUUUUGUUGGCUAAGGGCAACCCUGGCCACUUUCCAGGAGGGUGUGGGGAGGAGUGACACCUGUGCAUGGAAUGGGAGAACCUUUGCUCUGAACUGCUCGCUCAGUCGCAUCGUAACUCCCAGCUCUGGGAGAGGAGGACGGACUGAAGACAAGGUCUGUCUCCCCUCUCUCCUGAUCCUUUGCUUUCCCCCCCAUUUCUUGAUUUGAUGUUGAAAGGUGGGCAAGGCUCCCUCUGACUCUCCCCCGUAUUCCCCUUGUUGAUUUAAUUUAAUUUUUCUCUCCCCGGUGUCUAAUGUGGGUCCUGACUCGUAAGUGCUUCCUUCCCCUCACUACCUCCUUUAUUACAAAUUCAAUAAACAAGUUGAGAUGUA